AUGAUCUAUCAGAUCCUCCUCAUCGCCAAUCUGAUAGAAUGUAUUGCCUCCGGUGCAAUACCCAGCACAACAAAGAAACGAUUUCCGGACGCAAUCAUUGUUGGCGUGAAGAAGUCGGGAACACGAGCUCUUCUCGAGUUCCUCCGCGUCAAUCCGCUCAUCAAAGCGCCGGGACCGGAAGUUCACUUUUUCGACAAGAACUUCAACAAAGGACUCGAGUGGUACAGGUCAGUCUCUAAUCUUAUUCGUUUGAUUGUUUUGAUUGGGAUUAAUUACGUGGCACACCUUUCAAGUAUGUACUCUUGAUACCCUCUCCAGCUGAUUGCGCCAUUCUCCUUCAUUCCACCUUCCGUGUUAGGUAACGUAUGUCCACAAAUAUAAAUCCCGAAGAAUCUUGAAACGGGCAGCAGCUGUCGUGGCUGCUGAGAAACGCGAAUCGGCGUAUAGAAAACGCGAAACUGAAUUAAGGGUCUUAUUCCCGUGCGAGAAAAUCCGCUUUGUGUCAGCUAGCACCUUGUAUUGUUCUGUCACUUUCUCUUUCCCAAGCUGAGCUCAUCGAGUGCUUCAAUUAGGAAUUCAUCAAGACGCAUUCGAUCGAAACAGGCGAUAAUUCAGUUGAACCAUCAAAUUUCCACCACCUGCGAGCGUCGAAACGACCGAACAUAUAUAUGCAAAAAAAAACAGUCAUUAGGAAACGAAAACACAGACCUUAUGGCGCCAUAAUAGUGUGAAUGACAACUGACAGUUGGGGGCACCAUAAUUAGGCAGUUUUACUCUGAUCCUCAUUGGAACUUCAAGGUUCGCAAGUGAAUGAAUCAUACUGUAUUUACUGUGUUAUUCAUCAAUCACCGAACCUUGGCAGUCCAUAAACAAGCUCAUCAGACACGCACAAACAUCGGACACAGGUGCUCUAUGAGCUGUUCUUAGCGGGAGUCAGGUCUUUUCCAUGAGGGCAGGUGAUGAGGAACGCUGGUCAAACACGUCUCGGCGGUGUUGUUCAUCAAUUUCUAAUGGGACACUCAUAUUCUUAUGUAAACUAGGCGUUGAAGGCCAAGAAAAGGAGGCGAACUGACUGGUAACCAGAGAUGUGUCCCACCGGAUGAAUUAAUCAGGAAUGCUAAGAGGCCGGCAUCCCCCCGCGGGGUGAUGGGGCCGGCUGGCGAUAGGGAUAGGGGCUCACCUUCCACUCAGUCAUUUAUCUUGUGCAUACGAGUGGCGACAAAUUGGCUCGCGGCGUGGUGCGCCUGUUGUUUUGUGUGGCGACGGAUGGCAAAGAAGAAAAAGAGGAAUCUAAUCAAUUGUGUCGCCAUUCUCAAAGUAGCCGCCGCCGCCAAACUAUUCAUUCGGUCGAAUCCGUAAUUCUCCGCAUUUCAUCAUUCUCCCACAAAUUACAAAUGCACUUUUGGCCUUGGAAGGUAGACCAAAACCAAGAAAUUCCAUUUCGUUUUCAACUUUGGACGAAGAUUAGCUUUUAGGAAUUUGUGUUAGUCAGCUAGUGACCCCAAAUGGAAUUACUAGCGCAUAAUUAGGUUUUGAGGGGAGCGGAAGGAAAUGCCGCAUUUCGAAAGGAUCUGCUCUAAUAAUAUUAUGUACUUAGACUUAAAACAUCUUCCGACACUUAUCUUAGAAUUAAUUAUUUUGAAGACACGGAACCACAUCCACGUUUUCUUAAUGAACCGAACUGUUCAUUACAAAAAAGAGCGGCCCGUCCAGAUUGUCCACCGUGUUCUCAGCUGGCGGAUUAGCCGGCAUGCUCUUUUGACAGUGCGGAGAACAUCUUGUACGAUCCAAUCACGCAACGGAAGUACAUCCGUACGCACAUAUUAUGAAGAAAAUGAUGUUUGUUAGGGCUGCCAGUUUUUCAAUUGAUCAUUAAAUUUGAGCGUUCAGUGUGUGGGUAUGUCAGUUGAGGAAGAAAAGGUGUUCACGUUCCGAGUGAUGAAUGUGUGAUGAGGAUGUGCACGACGGGUGGCCUUCUGCUGGAGGAACGUUGUACAGUGCGCGAAGAAUUCAUAGAGAGCGUGGCAUGUGGGUGUCACUCCAAUCAUCGACUGACUGAUAGAAAAUAGACUGACUGACUGAUGAUGGAUAUGCUUCUCAUCCUCGCUUUUUGUGAAGUGAAAUGUCCAAAUUGUGGUGUGGCAGAUGGCUGUCAAAGCAAUGAAGUUUUUCUGAGUGACGUUCUCAUAGACUCUUGAAAGUCACUCCAAGUAACAUAUCCAACUUGUGACGCGUUUCUUUGAUGUGACGGCGGGCCGCGCAUCCCUUUGUGCGGCUGCUCGAUUGUUGUAAAUUCGAGACGAUGGCGUAACAGGUCGGAAGUCGAUAACUGACUGGCUCGUCACCGCCUGCCACUGCCAAUUACGCGAUAAUUAGAGUGAAGGGGAAAUGCGAUACUAUCUGAUUCUUGAGGGACACACGUGGCGGAGCAGCAGAUUGGAGCUGACACAAACGGGAUUAUAAUUAGAUAGUGAACGUUCCGUUCUGCCCUGCUCUUGACGAGCAUCUCAUCCUCAUCAUCAUCACCAUUCUGCUGUUGUUGACGCUUCCAUUUUCUCUCACUUGCAUUUUCAUAAUUAUGACCCGAGAACGGAUAAGAAAGGGGUGCGUCCUCAAUGUCGGAAGAAAUUGAGACUCUAUUAAGGAAGAUAAAUGAACUGGCGCAACACAUCUAUAAAUCUAGGAUAGGCCACCGGGUGGUCUCCCGGGACAUGAUAUGAUCUUGAUCCGUAAUUGAGGAACUUGACACCUAGUAGACGAUUUCGUUCCAAUGACAGGUGGCAGAUAAAGAAAGUAAAGGGUUUACAAUUGCGCGUAAAUUGCUCGUCCUCGUUUUGAUCUUUCCGGUCAACGGGCACUUCGUUUUAUUAGUUGUUGAGCAGCUCGUAAACAGACUUCUCACUCACAGAGCCAAUCCAUAAAAACAUGAUUGGGAGUGGCAGUGAAAUGGCGGAAUGGGCUCUUUUGAUUGUGCCUCCACCUCGAUUCUCUUUUUCUUUGAUACGCAAUCACUGCGGGUCACACCGUACCUUGAAACCGACACUCAAUGGACUAAGCGGGAGAAGUUGCGUAACUCUGCAUUCGAGAUAGCGGAAAAGAAGAAAGAAAGGCGAAAAGGGCAGAAACGGUUUAGAUUAGAUGCAAAUAAUGAUGAGGGGACUCACUUAUGGUGUUAUUUAUAGGGAUCAAAUGCCGGAAACUCGGAUCGGAGAAGUCACAAUCGAGAAGAGCCCAGCAUACUUCCACAGUAAAAUGGCACCGGAGAGGAUAAAAUCUCUCAAUCCCAACACCAAAAUUAUCAUUGUCGUGAGAGACCCAGUAACAAGGGCAAUAUCCGGUAAACUACUAAACUUACGACUAAACUAAUUCAUUUGGUUUUCCAGACUACACUCAAUCCUCGAGCAAACGGAAGCGAGUUGGCUUGAUGCCAAGUUUUGAAACGAUGGCAAUUGGAGACUGUGCUAACUGGCUCCGUGCCAACUGCUCCACAAAAACAAGAGGAGUGAACGCAGGAUGGGGAGCCAUCAGAAUAGGUGUCUACCAUAAGCACAUGAAACGAUGGCUGGAGAACUUCCCAAUCGACAAUAUUCAUAUUGUCGACGGGGAGAAACUAAUCACGAACCCAGCAGAGGAAAUCAGUGCGACGGAACAGUUUUUGGGAUUGGAACCAGGUAUUAAAUUAUUGGAAUGCUCUAAUUUAUUUUGUUUUUCAGUUGCAAAACCAGAGAAUUUCGGCGUGGAUCCAAUCAAAAAGUUUCCGUGUUUGAAGGCAGCCGAUGGAAAACUGCAUUGUCUCGGGAAAACGAAAGGAAGACACCAUCCAGACGUGAAUCCUUCAGUGCUGGCUACAUUAAAGGAGUUUUACCACCCGGAGAAUAAGAAAUUCUACCAGAUGAUCAAUCAGUGGUUCGACUGGUAG
Molecule: messenger RNA, 3919 nt
Organism: Caenorhabditis sp. 36 PRJEB53466
Lineage: Eukaryota; Metazoa; Nematoda; Chromadorea; Rhabditida; Rhabditidae
Source: the annotation of a GenBank genome assembly